Ahaetulla prasina is the source of this 806-nucleotide messenger RNA. RefSeq names its product proline-rich transmembrane protein 1-like. The transcript has 2 exons. Gene Ontology annotation, cellular component: membrane. Lineage: Eukaryota; Metazoa; Chordata; Lepidosauria; Squamata; Colubridae. Bases 11 to 331 code for a protein of 106 amino acids. The record is from RefSeq and is a predicted model, not a curated record.
ACAGUAUCAGAUGUAUCAGGAUCCGUCUUCUGCAAAGCCCCAUCAAGAUCUAUUUGUUGAGUCUCAGGAGAACAUCUUUAUUUCACACGUCCAGACCACCAGUGAGCCUGACUACCUGCGCUACUCCAUCUGCACCAUGUUCUGCUGUUUCCUACCUUUUGGAAUUGUGGCUGUGAUUUAUUCCAUAAAGACUCAAGAAUCCAACCGAAAUGGAAACUAUACAGCUGCUCGCGAGAACUCCAGGCUGGCCCGCAUAUUUAUUUAUUGUGCAAUUGGCGUCGGGCUCAUUUUUUGGACUCUGUACAUCAUCUUAACUGCACGCCGCUUCUAAACUUCCAACUGUUAGGCAUCCAAGUGAAGUCCGUUAGAACAUCAGGCGCUACAUGAAGCUCUUAUCACACAGCUUUACCCAAAAGCCUUAGUUGGAGCUCAUGUUGUCGGCAUCAUUCCAUUCGUAUGCACAUGAACUGACUUGAUGAUCAGCAGUGGAGCAUGAGAACUUCAAAGUCUUGCCCCUGAGCCAACUUUUAACAUUCUGAAAGUUCUCCCUAGUAGUAACCCAUCCACAUCAAGUGAUAAAUCUCAUGUGUGCUGCAACUCUGUGAUAUCAAAAGAUCUCCAGAUGAAGGUCACAGGAGAUCCAUUGGCUACCUGGAACAAUAUCACUUUAGCCACGGUUAUUAGUUUGUUUCUUACAUGUAUAUAAUUUAUAUUUCUUCUGGCAGUUCAAGAUCUAAUCUACGGGUUUUCCUCUCCAAUUUCUUUAUCCCCAAAACAGCAGUGCUGUGACAGCUCACAACCAUUCA